AAUGUGACCGUGGCCCAGGGCAGGGAGGCCAUCUUGACCUGCAGUGUGGAGCGCCUGGGGCCCUACAAGGUGGGCUGGCUGAAGGCCGACACCCAGACCAUCCUGACGCUGCACAAGCGCACCAUCACGACCAACCGGCGCAUCUCGAUGACGCACGACCAGCACCGCGCCUGGAGCCUGCACGUGCGACGCGCGCAGCCCUCCGACGGCGGCUGCUACAUGUGCCAGAUCAACACGGUGCUGAUGAAGAAGCAGAUCGGCUGCAUCGCCGUGCGAGUCCCGCCGAUGUUCGACAACGCCGGCACGAGCCGUGACGUCAGCGUCCACGCGGCCGCGGCGCCGCACGCGCACCUCCAGACGGCGGAGCUGCAGGGUGAGCGGCUCCACCUGGUGCAUGUGACGCGCCACCACUCGGGCGCGUACCUCUGUAUCGCCAGCAACGAGGUGCCGCCGGCCAUCAGCAAGAGGAUCAUGGUGAACGUGGCCUUCGCGCCUGUGGUGCGCAUCUCCAGUCAGAUGCUGGGGGCGCCGCGCGGCUCGGAUGUCACGUUAGAGUGUCAGAUCGAGGCCUCCCCCUUGCCGUCCACCUACUGGCUGAAGGGCGGCCUGGCGCUGGACACGGACGAGUUGAAAUAUGUGAUGCGGGAAACGCAUAGCGGCCACAAAACGCACGUGGCCCUGCGGAUCCGGGACUUCCAGCCCGGCGACGCCGGCCUGUACACGUGCAUCGCCAGCAACGCCAUCUCUCGGGCCGAGGGAUACGUUCGGCUUAGCGAGGUGGCGCGACCGACGGCGCCACCGUCGCGGCAGGCCAUCUUGACGCCGGCGCCGCGCCGGCCAGAGCAGCGGCGCCGGCCAAGCGUGGUCACCAAGCGGCCACAGCCGUCACCAAGAGGCCGCACCCCAGCAGCCGCCAGCACCACCAGCACUAGUACCAGCACCACAGCGGCGCCGCGCCGGCCGGACCCGGCGGCAGGUGGCACGACGGCAGUGGCCGACCGUCUGAGGCCGGCGCUGCUGCUAAUUGUCGCUGUCCGGCUCGCCCUUUUCGCUCCCUGAUCAGCAACCGGCCCUCGCACCAGUUGAACGCUGUCGCACUACCUCCCUGCUCGCCCUCUCAAACGGCUGGUCCCGUCACCUGCGACGAAAGUAGGCAAAUGUUGGCGCUAUAUUAUUUAUUCGGUAUAAGAAUGUCAGCAAUGGGAGGAGGUGGGAGGUCUGUUCAAACAAAACGUACCGUGAAAGAUCAGACUACUGCCCAGCUGAAAUUGCGUGAUGCAUUUCGAGAUGUUCUUUAUAACCAUAUUCAAUUCGCAUGCAACACCAGGUCACGGCACGAGAGACUGCAAAUGCAAGUUUGUCAGCAGGCAAUAAACGU
Molecule: messenger RNA, 1378 nt
Organism: Pollicipes pollicipes
Lineage: Eukaryota; Metazoa; Arthropoda; Thecostraca; Pollicipedomorpha; Pollicipedidae
Product: lachesin
Exons: 7
Cellular component (GO): neuron projection
Source: RefSeq, a predicted model, not a curated record